AUGGUUGGAUCCAUGACGGUUUCAGUAAAUUCGACACCGCCAGUGGAUUUGUAUGCAAGUGGUGUUCAUCAUGCUGAAUUACUUCCCGCAUCUGAUGAUGAUCAUGGUGGUGUCAUUGUGGAAAUGAAGGAGCCUAUGGAUCCGGAUAUGUUUCAUGCCAAGCUCAGAGCUUCAUUAUCGUUGUGGAGGCAGCAGGGGAAGAAGGGAAUUUGGAUCAAGUUGCCAAUUGCACUUGUAAAUCUUGUAGAGACUGUAGUUAAGAAAGGAUUCCAGUACCACCAUGCUGAGCCAAAUUACCUCAUGCUUGUUUAUUGGAUUCCUGACACCCCAAGCACUAUCCCUGCUAAUGCCUCGCAUAGAGUAGGUGUUGGUGCUAUCGUCUUGAAUGAUAAACGAGAGGUACUUGUGGUCCAGGAAAAGAGUGGUAAAUUUCAAGGAACAGGCGUGUGGAAAAUCCCUACUGGAGUUGUUGACGAGAGUGAGGAGAUCUUUAUGGCAGCUAUAAGAGAAGUAAAAGAAGAGACAAGAAUUGACACAGAAUUUCUGGAGAUUCUAGCAUUCAGGCAAUGGCACAAAUCAUUCUUUGAGAAGUCAGAUUUAUUCUUCCUCUGCAUGUUGCGUCCAGUAUCGUUUGACAUCGAGAAGCAAGAAUUAGAGAUUGAAGCAGCCCAGUGGAUGCCAUUUGAGGAAUAUGCAGCUCAACCUGUAGUCAAGAACCAUGACCUUUUCACCUAUAUCACUGAUUUAUGCUUGGCAAAGGUAGACCGGAAUUACACUGGAUUUUCUCCACAACCAAUAAGAUCAUUGCUUAAUGAUCAGAUAAGUUUCUUAUAUGCAAACGUCAGUGAUUUGAACCAGUCAAGCUCUGCUGAUCGCCCAUAG
Molecule: messenger RNA, 882 nt
Organism: Dovyalis caffra
Lineage: Eukaryota; Viridiplantae; Streptophyta; Magnoliopsida; Malpighiales; Salicaceae
Source: the annotation of a GenBank genome assembly